UCUUUCAUUAAACUUAGAAAGCAUCUACAGGUACAGUUUAUCAUGUGGAUACAGUGUGCUGGAUGUUUUCAACUCAUAGAUGAACACCAAGUACCUCAAAGAUCCGACAGCAAUAUAAACUGUAAUAUGUGAAACAGGUACCGAAUUAAAUAAUUUAGGUGACAAUUAUGAUAUAAAGAUUGCAUGAGACUAACUGGAUUUUAAAAGUAAAAUUAAGGGAGAAGAGAAUAUUAGAAAGCGUACAAUUGGAAAGCUAAAUAAUAAAUAUUUUUUGGAAAAUUUAUUUUGUGACAGAUUUCCCCAUGCUAUGAACAUAAAUGCAAGCUAUAAAUAGGGCUGUUGAAAUUUAGACCGUUGACCUGUUUAUACCAAAAUCAUAAAACAAAAAAUUUAGUUUUCAAAUUUUCAAAAGGGUAUCUUGUUCAGCAUUCAGUCUCUUUCUCUCUCUCUCUCUCUCUCUCUCUCUGGUAACUUCAUAAAAGAUAAAUACGUAAGCCCUCGGACCAAGAGGUGGGUAUAAUGGCACAGUUAACUCUCGCCCCAGAAAUUCCACUAGGCUGAAAAGAAUAUUAUUUGGGGGCGGGAAAGAGGGAUGCAGAGGUCUUUAGGACCCAGCAGGCGGCGGCAGGCGGCAGUUGUGUAGAUCGCUGAGAGACUACGAGGGUCCGGUUCAGUUUUAAUUCUGUCUCUAAUCUCUGCAACAGCGGUGCUUCCUGGGUCCCGCGGCUCUUUUGCCCAUUCAGUUGCAAGUGGCCGUCAGGCUAAUAUCAGAGCCUCCCGCGCCCCAUCACCCACCAUGGAAACCCUCCAAGAAAAAGUGGCCCCGUACGCGUGUGCCUAAGGAUUCCGCACAAAAGAGGUGCCCAAAAUGAAGACCCUGAUGCGCCAUGGUCUGGCAGUGUGUUUAGCGCUCACCACCAUGUGCACCAGCUUGUUGCUCUUGUACAGCAGCCUCGGCGGCCAGAAGGAACGUCCCCCGCAGCAGCAGCAGCCGCAGCAGCAGCACCAGCACCAGCAGCGGGCAACGGCGACCGGCAGCGCGCAGCCGUCUGCGGAGAGCAGCUCCGCGUCGCGCCCCGGGGCCCCCACGGGACCGCGGCCGCUGGACGGAUACCUUGGCGUGGCGGACCACAAGCCCCUGAGAAUGCACUGCAGGGACUGUGCCCUAGUGACGAGCUCCGGGCACCUGCUGCGCAGCCGGCAAGGCCCCCAGAUUGACCAGACCGAGUGCGUCAUCCGCAUGAACGACGCCCCCACGCGCAGCUAUGGGCGCGACGUGGGCAAUCGCACCAGCCUGAGGGUCAUCGCCCAUUCCAGCAUUCAGAGGAUUCUCCGCAACCGCCACGACCUGCUCAACGUGAGCCAGGGCACUGUGUUCAUCUUCUGGGGCCCCAGCAGCUACAUGCGGCGUGACGGCAAAGGCCAGGUGUACAACAACCUGCAGCUCCUGAGCCAGGUGCUGCCGCGGCUCAAGGCCUUCAUGAUCACGCGCCACAAGAUGCUGCAGUUCGAUGAGCUCUUCAAGCGGGAAACUGGCAAAGACAGGAAGAUCUCCAACACUUGGCUCAGCACUGGCUGGUUCACAAUGACGAUUGCACUGGAGCUCUGUGACAGGAUCGAUGUUUAUGGCAUGGUGCCCCCAGACUUCUGCAGAAAUAGUUCAUCAAGACGUCUUGUAUGUAGGAUGGAAACAAUUUAUGGAAUGGCAUUAACAAGGAUCCCAAUCACCCUUCGGUACCUUAUCAUUAUUAUGAACCUUUUGGGCCAGAUGAAUGUACAAUGUACCUCUCCCAUGAGCGAGGGCGAAAGGGCAGUCAUCACCGCUUUAUCACAGAGAAACGAGUCUUUAAGAACUGGGCACGGACAUUCAAUAUUCACUUUUUUCAACCAGACUGGAAACCAGAAUCACUUGCUAUAAAUCAUCCUGAGAAUAAACCUGUGUUCUGAGGAAUGAGAGUGCCAGACCUAAAUCACAAGUAUCCACCGUAUCAGAUACCGGGCGCUGAACUUCCUGAGCCACCGGACACAAAAAAGGAACAGAACUGGUACAGCAGGAAAUAGCUUCUCUCCUCAAGAAGAACUAUGUACAGAUGCCUACAAGAUAUGACUACAAAGCAGUGCAGCUGGCUUAGAAGGGAAAGUUCCAGAACUAAUAUGUCUUAAUGAAUGUUGUCUCUUUCAAAAGGGGUUACCUUUGGAGCUGAACACUUGUUUCAGUGAUGCUGCCAUGGCUAAAAACAUCUGGCAUCUCUUCAAGCUUUGCCUUCGAAACUGAAACAUGAGCAACUCAACAAAUAAUAUUAGUUGUAUCCCUUUAUAGAAAUGCCAUGUCAAAAGACAAUUUUUUAUCAAGUUGUAUCCUAACCUGAUGUGUACCCUUUGUCAUCUGUGGGACUCUGUGUGUGUGUGUGUGUGUGUGUGUGUGUGUGUGUGUGUGUGUGUGUGAGAUUUGUAAACAAGCAGCCUGAAAGUAUGGACAUGGUUUCUAAAGAGCACAUCUCCACUAACUUUCAUAAAGCAAAUGCCCAGUAUUUAUUUAUUGAGAGUUUUGUAGUGUACUCUAGGCUAGUAUUUUUAUAGAUUAUUAUGUGGUAAUUUAUCCUUAUAUUUAUUUAGGCAAUUUAUCCUAAGUCUUGAAUCUCAAACAAUAGUUGGAAAAUGCCUACAACCUGGUUGAUGAGUUACUGUGUUCACAUGCUCACUGCUAGCAGGCAACUGGUAUUUGGCUUCAAUAUGGUGUCUUGUAUUUUGAACCCUUAGCCUUCAGGAAUAGCUAAGACAUUGUCCAAGGGACAGAAAUGCUCCAAAUAACAAAACUGAAAACCAAAAACUGUGUCAGUAAUACAAAAAGAUACUAACAAGAGAAACUUAAAGAUAGUUUUCUUGACUAAUAAUUGAUGUAGGUCACUUCAUUUAAGCCAUAGUUUCCUCUUCUGCAAAAUGAUCUCACUGUACCAGAUGACCUCUUCAGUUUCAUUCCAAAUCCCAAAUUCUUUGAGCCUCUCAUUGACCCAUCAUGGGGCUCCCACAGUAGCAGGAGCCUCUUUUAGGGGGAUUUUUAUAUUCCCCUGUGACCUAUCUCCCUCUUGUGGUUAAAACAUACUUUCUCUGUGGUCCCCAUUAGCUAAAAUCUACUCCUUGCUUUUCUGGUGCUCCUUGCACCUGAUAUAUAUAUAUAGAGAGAGAGGGGGGGGGGGUUUCCAUGGUUUUGCCUGGCUACAAGAGCAAGAAACUGCUCUUCUGUGAGUCGGUGAGAAGAGAAUAUAAGGAGAUUUUCUAUCAUCUGACUCAUUUAUCCUAUGAACUAUUCAGAUUCACUUGCUGCAAAUCUUACAUUACAUUCAUUGCCAUUCCCUGGUCUGGGGGAGUAUGAAGGACUUAUUUUAUUCAGAGCCGAGAUCAGUUGGUAUGAAAGAUUUUCAUUUAAGCAAAUAAUACUGUUCAAAAAUAGUCUUUUAAAAACACAGCAGUGUUUUUUUUACACAUGGCUUAGAAGGACUUAGUUUUUCUAGUGGCAAAUUUGAAGGCACCAGCAAAUAUUAUGUAUGGAGACUGACAUUAUUUCACAGAACAUGACCUGGCUUGUGAUUAUAGAGGCUUUCCCACAUUACCACUUCUUUCCCCUGCCCUUAAUUAGUAUAAGAUUCCAUUCCUUUGCAUUAGCUGGUACUGUUAAUUAUAUGGAGUACUCUUGUUGAGAGGCAAACACAGUCUACAUAUUUAUAUAGUAAAAACAAAGUUGGUAUUAUUGUGGUGUGGCUGGAGAUGUUAAAAGCCAGUACAAUUGAAAUGUCUGUCCACAAUAUACUGGAAUGUGUUCUUCUCAUUUUCUCAUAGUUUGUAAAGGGAAUUUUAUUCUAGUAUGACCUCUUCUACAGCAUGGACUCUGACUACACAAUACUUUAUGGACAUAUGAAAAGCUUGUGAAUUUUAUAUAACUGAUUUAUAGGGUACCCUUACUAUCACUUGAAGAGAUUAUGUUGUUCAGAUGUAGGGAACUAUUUUAACUACUUUUAUUUUUCUGGAAUAUUAGGAAGGCAUACUUGGGAAAUGCAAAGAGGUAGUCAUAUUACCUAGUCUAAUAAUAUCUCAAAUGUCUGUGUUAUCUUCAAGCUUUAGAGUUUGUUUUUAAAAGACCCUCUGAUAGCUCCUUCUUUUUUGGAACUUCCCCUCGCAACUCCUCUAAAGGGUGAAAAGCAACCAAAUUCUGAAAUUUCUGGCUUUACUGGGAAAUAUUUUAAAUAUACAUGUAGCUAGGAUAUGUGAGUGUGUGAGUUUAUAUUUUUUAAAACAUUGUAUGAAUAAAUGUAAGGAAUUGUCACUUA
Hipposideros armiger (great roundleaf bat) is the source of this 4325-nucleotide messenger RNA. It is a transcript of the gene ST6GALNAC5, whose product is annotated as ST6 N-acetylgalactosaminide alpha-2,6-sialyltransferase 5. The coding region runs from base 869 to 1918 and encodes 349 amino acids. Gene Ontology annotation, biological process: oligosaccharide metabolic process; ganglioside biosynthetic process. Lineage: Eukaryota; Metazoa; Chordata; Mammalia; Chiroptera; Hipposideridae. The transcript has 6 exons. Gene Ontology annotation, molecular function: alpha-N-acetylgalactosaminide alpha-2,6-sialyltransferase activity. The record is from RefSeq and is a predicted model, not a curated record.